Molecule: messenger RNA, 1005 nt
Organism: Entamoeba invadens IP1
Lineage: Eukaryota; Evosea; Mastigamoebida; Endamoebidae
Exons: 1
Coding region: 1-1005 (334 amino acids)
Source: RefSeq, a predicted model, not a curated record
AUGAGUAGCCGCAAGUCUUUAGCUUUCCAAGAAAUGACGAAACCAAACAACAGACUCAAAGAAAAAAGAGACACACAACUGAAAGACACUCAACCGCUCCGAAAAGAAAUGGAAAUGGACGACCCAUUCGUCGAAGACGCGGAGGUACGCCCGUCGAUAAGAAAAUCCGCUAUACCCCUUGACAAAAAAGAAACUCCAAAUUGGGUAACGGGGGAAGGCAAAGUGUCGGGACUUGAAAUAUUAAAGGGACUCACUACACAACAACUUGUUAUCUCAAACGAAGCGGAAAUAGUCUUGGACAAAAGUGAUAGCCAGAAAACUAUUAUAGCGGAACCUGGGGAUACAGCAAAGAGAAUCAAAUCAGUGGAUUUCCCACACGUGGAACGCAAACAGAAGACUCACAUUAUACAAGAACAAAAAAUGGAAGAAGAAAUACUCGACAAAGAGAAGGUCAACAAUGACAUAGCAGAAAAUGAAUUUCAGAUGGAAGAAGAAUCACUCACUGCUUCAAUGAUUCCAUUCCCAACAGAAGAUGUCGUUCAGAAAAUCGAAGAAAACAUCCCGAAACGAGAAACACAAAAGGACCAAUUAAGUCUUCGCAAAGAUCUUGCAACACAACCAAAAAUUAACGCCACUACUAAAAUCGUGAUCCCACAAAUGACCUGCCAUAAAGUACUUCCUCCUUCUUAUCAAUCCGACCUCAUUCGACAAGACCCAGACAUAUACUUUCAACUCAAUAUGAAUAAUGUUUAUAAAAAAAAGGGCGACGCUGACAAACAAACUCAACCCAACAUGGAACCACUCAAAAAUAAGGGUAAUGUCCCAAGUCCUGUCCAAACCCCUUUCCAAAAAUCAUUGGAGGGUAGCUCUUUACAAGAGAGGAUCAACACAAGAAAGAAUAAUUCAUGCAGUACACACACCACACCCAGUUUUACACGUACAAGUAGUUGUGGAAAUGGACCCAAUGUUGUACCAAAGAAGAGUACGACACUGCCAAAUUUUUGA